AUGCCCUCAUCCCCCAACGGUAUCGGCGAGCCCGUUUGCGACGCGGCUGGGUACGCCUGGUCCCUCGCUCGAUACAGUCGCCACAUCAUCGCCGUCCACACCAUCUGCACCCUCCUGGAUUCUGGCGAUUUUGACCGCCACGGCGGAGUCUCUCGUCCGUUCCGCACGCGAUCUGACGCGCGGCCGUUCACCCGCGGCAGCCGCUUCCAUAUCCCUGCCGCUUCCAGGCAUCCUCAGGCAUGA
Molecule: messenger RNA, 243 nt
Organism: Epithele typhae
Lineage: Eukaryota; Fungi; Basidiomycota; Agaricomycetes; Polyporales; Epitheliaceae
Exons: 3
Coding region: 1-243 (80 amino acids)
Source: RefSeq, a predicted model, not a curated record